This is a messenger RNA of Penicillium soppii, 3186 nucleotides long. RefSeq names its product mannose-ethanolamine phosphotransferase GPI13. Bases 1 to 3186 code for a protein of 1061 amino acids. Gene Ontology annotation, biological process: GPI anchor biosynthetic process. The record is from RefSeq and is a predicted model, not a curated record. Gene Ontology annotation, molecular function: mannose-ethanolamine phosphotransferase activity. NCBI's taxonomy places the organism in Eukaryota, Fungi, Ascomycota, Eurotiomycetes, Eurotiales, Aspergillaceae. Gene Ontology annotation, cellular component: endoplasmic reticulum membrane. The transcript is spliced from 2 exons.
AUGACAACACCUCCAGGGUCUCCGGGAACUAGCCCGAACCCCAAUGCCUCAAAAGGCGGGUUUCCGCCUAACCCCCGCUCGAACGCGCCUGCGCAGCCCAAGCAGAAGCAGAAGGGCGUGGCGGACCACAAGGCGAUGGAGCUUGAAGAUGAGUUCAGAAUCAAGCAUCUUGGUGUAAUGGGUGUACUAGGAUGGAUACUACUUUUGCACAUGGCAGGUAUCUACCUGUUUACGAAAGGAUUCCUCCUCACGCGCAUGGUCCUAGAGAACAAAUCUUCUUGCGACGUACUGCCUUUCGAAGACAUUUUGGCCCAACCGCAGACAGCACCGGGAAACAAACAGGAGAAGGGCUGCUGGCAUGAGAAAACCUUUCACAAGGCCGUUGUCAUUAUCAUCGAUGCCCUCCGAUACGAUUUCACUGUGCCAUUCACCCCAGAGACCGAAGAAAAUGAAGCACACCUCUUCCACGACAACAUUCCCGUCCUCUACGAGACAGCCGUCAAAAACCCCUCCAACGCCUUCCUUCUCCCAUUCAUUGCGGACCCGCCCACAACCACCCUCAAUCGCCUGAAAGGCCUCACAACCGGAACCCUCCCCACCUUCCUCGAAGCAGGCUCCAACUUCGCCGGGACAGCCAUCGACGAGGACAACAUCGUCGCGCAGCUCCACAACGCCGGCAAGAACCUCGUCCACCUCGGCGAUGAUACAUGGCAAGCCCUAUUCCCGGGCUACUUUGACACCAACCUGACGCACGCGUACGACUCGUUCAACGUGUGGGACCUGCACACCGUCGACAACGGCGUAACAGAGCAUCUGUUCCCGCUGCUCCGCCCGGAAAACAGAAACAAGUGGGACGUUAUCUUCGGCCAUUACCUCGGCGUCGAUCAUGCAGGUCACAGAUACGGACCCAAUCACGCAGCCAUGGCAUCCAAGCUCCAGGAAAUGGACCGCGUCAUCCGUGAUAUUAUCGCCGCUCUCGACGACAAGACCCUGCUGGUCGUUAUGGGCGAUCACGGGAUGGACACGAAGGGGGACCAUGGCGGUGAAUCGGACGACGAAAUCGAGGCCGCGCUGUGGAUGUAUUCGAAGCGGGGAGUCUUCGGCCGAACCAGUAAAGAAACCGUUCUUCCUCCCCGGACCGCGCGCGAGAGAUUCGUUCCCCAGAUCGAUCUCGUGCCUACCCUGUCUCUGCUUCUUGGAAUGCCGAUUCCGUUCAAUAACCUCGGUUCGCCUAUCGAGGAGGCCUUUUCUGGUCCCAGGGGCGAUAAUUGGGGCAAUCUGGCUACGGUGAAUCGUCUUACUGCUGCCCAGGUGAAGAGGUAUCAGCAUCAGUAUGCGCUUGCUCGAGGCGCUGGCGAUGAUGAUGCGGCGCUGGCGCUUUGGACUGCCGCCGAGGAAGAGUGGGCCUCGAAGGGCUUCUUGAGGUCUACUGCUGCCCGUGCUAGCAAUGAGCUUUAUCGCAAGUACCAGCGUCAUACUCUGGAUAUCUGCCGUGCUGUGUGGGCGAGAUUCGAUGUCCCGAGUAUGGUCCAAGGCGUUGUGAUUCUCUUUGCCGGGAUCGUUUACUUGGUUGUUUACGCUCGCGGGCUGAAGACGGAUCGCACCCAGCUCACGGCUAGCCUGCUCCAGUAUGCUGGUGUUGGAGCUGGCGUGGGUGCCGUGGCAGGCGCCGCAUUUGGUCUGACUGGAUUGACUGAGAUUGGCGUUUUCGAUGCGCUUGUCCUCGUCGCUGCCGCUGGAAGUAUCCUCGGGGCUCUGCCGGCUAUUGUGAAGAAACCUGCUGGCUUGAGCUUGCCGCUUCCCAAUGGUAUGUGGGGAUGGCUUGGUUUCUUCUUCACUGUGUCGCAGUCUGUUGGAUUUGCGUCAAACUCAUACACGAUCUGGGAAGAUGAGAUUCUUCUGUUUUUCCUCACUACAUUUGGCGUGUGCGCGGGUAUCUCGUCCAUGCGACAGAAGCAGAACACAGACCGCAUUCUCGGCGUGUAUCACUCUAUUCUCUUCGUGAUUUUGGGCCGUGUUGCGUCUUUCUCCCGCCUCUGCCGUGAAGAACAGAUGCCUUUCUGCCGCUCCACGUACUACGCAUCGUCGACCUCUUCCAUUUCUGCCCCUUGGCAGCUCGCCAUUCCCUUCUUGGUGACUGUCUUCCUGCCCAGCGUUGUACGCUCCUUCUACGCAGGCUCGAAGUCUUACGAAGGUGCCGCCUCGCUUUGGAUUGGCACGGCCUUCCGCUUUGGUCUCUUUGUCACCUCACUCUUCUGGAUGCUCGAAGGCGCCGACGACGGCGAAUGGCUGCCAAUCAGCAGCGAGACCCUCAAAUCCCUUCGCGUCUUCCUAGCCCAGUUUGUCCUCGCCCUAGCAUUCGCAGCGGGAACAGGUGCCUACCUGUACUCAAAGCCGUGUGUCAGCGUCAAUGUCACCAAAGAAGCCGAAGACCCGGACGCCCCGCCGGCGCCCUUCAUCGCAGGCCAACACACCGGCCCACGAACCACAGUCACAAUCCUCGGCUUUGGCAACGUCUACGGAACCCGCUUCUUCUUCCUAGUCAUUAACUUCGCCCUCGCCACCAUCCUCAUGCAAAAGCCAAUGGGCCAAGGUGCAAUCGCCCUCCUCCUCUGGCAAAUCCUCUCCCUCCUCGAAAUCCUCGACACAAACAACCUAACAAUGUCCAACUCCUCCAUCGGCCCCGUCAUCCUCGGCGUCCUAGGCUCCUUCUAUUACUUCAAAACAGGCCACCAGGCAACCCUCUCCAGCAUUCAAUGGGAAACAGCCUUCAUCCCCCUCUCAACAAUCAAAUACCCCUGGUCCCCGCUGCUCGUCAUCCUCAACACCUUCGGCGCCCAGAUCCUAGCCGCCAUCGCCGUCCCCCUCACCGUCCUCUGGAAACGGCCCCUCCAGACCCACGACCGCGUCUCGCCUUCAAACCCAAACAAGAACCCCACCACCCGCAUCCUCUCGGAUGUCAUCCAGGCCGCCUCAACCCACAUCCUCUACCUGGCAACCAUCAACCUUGCCACAACAAUGUGGGCCGGCCACCUGCGCCGCCAUCUCAUGCUCUACCGGAUCUUCAGUCCGCGCUUCAUGAUGGGCGCCGCCGUGCUAGCCGUCGUCGAUGUCGUCUUGAUGCUCGUUGCUGUGGGUGGUGUGCGCUGGAGCACAUUGAGCGUCGGUGAGGUGUUUGGGUGGUGA